Molecule: messenger RNA, 174 nt
Organism: Paramecium tetraurelia
Lineage: Eukaryota; Ciliophora; Oligohymenophorea; Peniculida; Parameciidae
Exons: 2
Source: RefSeq, a predicted model, not a curated record
AUGGGUAUGUUAUAAGUUUGUUAGGACAGAGAAUUGAAGAAUAGAAAAUUCUGGUUGUAUCCAGUUGUGGUACCAAUUCCUAAAAUAACAUACAAAAUUUGGAAUGGUAGGGGAAGUGAUGCUUAUAUUGGUUCAACACAGCUAAUUGCUGUAGAAAGUCCAAAUGGAAGUUGA